Molecule: messenger RNA, 7170 nt
Organism: Macrobrachium nipponense
Lineage: Eukaryota; Metazoa; Arthropoda; Malacostraca; Decapoda; Palaemonidae
Product: zinc finger and BTB domain-containing protein 49-like
Exons: 5
Coding region: 683-2167 (494 amino acids)
Biological process (GO): regulation of transcription by RNA polymerase II
Molecular function (GO): DNA-binding transcription factor activity, RNA polymerase II-specific; RNA polymerase II cis-regulatory region sequence-specific DNA binding
Source: RefSeq, a predicted model, not a curated record
GUCACGGUUUGAACUGGUGUUGCAUUUGUCACUCUGGUACAUCAGUCGAAGACUAAUUCAGUUCCUUUCCCACAGAAGAAACGACCAAGAUCCUGUCACAGCCUUCUGGAAUUUGUGUAAACAUUGCGCUCAAAGAUCCAGCAACGCAGAAUUCCGGUGUAAAGCAACAGCCUUCAAAAUGUGUCUAUGGGAUUUAUCUGACAAGAAAUGCCCGCUGUGUGUCAGUGGUUUAGUGCAUCGAAACCCGAACUCAGAAAAGGCACUGGAAGCUCUUGAGAUGCGAAAAUAAGUCUGAAAUUCGCGUUUUAGUUUUUUUUUACAGACUUUUGCUACGAAUCAAAGCUGUGGCAGGCCACUGUUCAGACUUGCUAUCUAGUAUGAUCUCAUCAUCUUUCUGGUGCCAGUGACGUCAGUUCCUGGGGGCAUGGCAACGUAUAGCAAAUGAUUGUCAGUCUUCUUCCCUUAACUGUCCGACUGAAAAUGAAGGCAAAUGCCAAUGGUAAAAACUGAAUGACAGCCAGUGACAGUUUCCUGAAUACGCGAAAUCUAAGCGAAAGCUUGAGUGGCUUCCAAACAGUGAUUCGUUCGUAUCUAUGUCGUCAGCAGACGGCAACGGAAAAGCAGGUUCAGCUUCAGCAGCAGCUUCAGCUUCAGCUUCAGCAGCAGCAGCAGCAGCCCCGGAAUGGACGCCCUUCUGCCCCAGUUCGACGAAGCAUGGGCGAGCAUCAUCAUGAACGGAGGCGGGGACUCCGGCAGUGAGACGGAUUCCGGCUACGACCCGCUGUCCCCUGGGUACCUGUCAGAGAUGCCGCCCACGCCCUCGCCCGAAUCCUCCUCCUGCUCGUCCCUGCCUUCCCCGCCCAAUGUCGGCGACCUUCCGGAUGCCCUCUCGCCCACCACCAACUUGCCCGACGCAGAUGUCCUGGACCUUGAAACUCUAGACCUGGAUGCGCUGGACAAUCUGGACUACCUGUUCCCGAGCCCACCGACGCCUCCCUCAUCCUCGAAGCCACCGUCUCCAGUUAACUUAACGGCUUUUAUGACGUCCAUGGACAAUGGUGGGGAUGACUCGCUGGAUCUCACCGAGGCCCUCUCUACGCUGGAAGAACUGGGCGCGGCGCACAAUGUGCAUGACUUCCUGCAGAUGAGUGAGAUCCACUCGCCCAAAGUCCUUCACGAACAGAAGUUCUGUCACUCUCCCCCCGUCGGGACGCUGCCGCCAUUAGAGUUGAUGCCGUCGGCGGUCAUGCCCCACCUAGCGACCGAUUUGCCUCCCUCGGCCAUCGAUUUGUCACUUCCGUCGGCUGGACUGCCUCUGCUGGACAUGAGCCUUCCAGAAAUGGCUCUACACCCGUCGUUCGGCAUUGACCUGCCGUCAGAUAUGACCUGGGUGGCCCCGAGGAGCGAUGAGGUCGGGGGAGGAGGGGGUCUUUUCUCACAACUAUUAGAAGACGAGGUUGAGGAACCACCGAAGGUGGUGAACGUCUUCUUGGCCGGGCACGACUACACGAACAAAGUGGAAGGAGCGUCGUGUCCCCCUCAAUUCCUGCCUUGCCCGGCACGUUCCGUGACGUCUCUCAUGAACGGCAGAUGCCAGCAGGGGCAGCACCCAGCAGCCAUGGGAAGUGAUUUCUCGAAGGGCCCAUCCUGCCUCCCUCCUCCUCGGCAGGAUAACGCGAGAGACGACGAGCGCAUGUUCCAGUGUACUUACGCCGGAUGCGGGAAAGUUUACGCCAAGUCGUCGCACCUGAAGGCCCACCUCAGACGCCACACUGGUGAAAAGCCCUUCGUCUGCACGUGGCCAGGUUGUUCGUGGAGGUUCUCGAGAUCGGACGAGCUGGCCCGACAUCGUCGAUCUCACUCGGGGGUCAAGCCCUACAGGUGCAAAGUUUGCGAUAAGAGAUUCUCAAGAUCUGAUCAUUUGGCUAAACAUCAUAAGGUACACCGUCGUGACAGAGUUCUGGCCCUCUACGGUCCGCUGAGCACAGCUCUUCCAGGGCGACGUCCAAGAAUGCAGCACUACCAUAACCAAAGCCCGCCCCAGCCACCCCUGCAGACGCACCCUCCAAUUCAGAACAUCACUCUGGAUCACGCCCAUCAGCCCUUGCCACCCAUAGUCCACACGGUCGACUUCAGAAAUGUCAAACCCAUCAGGGUAUGUCAGUGAAAGGCUGGUGUUCGGUGAGACAGUUCAGGGAUCUGCUGAACGCUGAACAAACUUAAAAUAUUGGUAGAUCUUUGUGACGUGUUUCUUGUGAGUGACCUUUCAGUACAAGCAGAGAUUUUGCUUAGGAUGGGAGUUCCAGGGAAUCCGUGUUAUUGGAAAGUGUCGAGAAAGUACUCAGUGAAAGACGUUUUUCCAAUUUCCAGCGGUGUGCUGCCGUAAAAAAUAUAUCGGGAGAAUAACUUAGACUUGGUGCAAAGGUGUAGAAUGGUUCUCCAGUAAUGAAAACAUAUAGAACUAUCACUGAGUAUUUGUACGAAUGAAUUCGUCAGUCACACUCGUUGUGACACUUCCAGCAAGUUGUCUCCAUUGCUUGACCUAAGUCCAAGAUUUGACAUCAGGUCUCAUCUUACCCUUUAACGACUUACAACUCCUACGGCUGGCCAUUUUGGACACGUGGCAUAAGGUUGACUGAAUGAGCAUCAGCCAACGUACCCUUACACCGAAGUCUUCCAUCAUACUAGUAUGAUCCAUGCCCAUAACCUAAAACCCAGCCCUGUUUGAUCAAACCCACCCCUUUGGUUCGAAAGACAGUAUACGGUGCUGUGAAAUUAAGGAAUACAAUUUAUUUGAAGUGUUUGUAAAGAAUUCAGAGAGGACUGAACAGUGAUAUUAGUAAUGAAAGCAGAAACUAAUUGACUUCAUGUACAGUUUAGAACGAAACCUCCUGCAUAUUGUUGCUCGCCUGUGGUUGACUUAUAACUGAAGUGAGAGUCUUCAUUUUUAUAUUAAAAAAAAACUACAGUCUUAUCUGUAAACGCAUGAAAACUAAGUUACUGUGCAGCAGCUUGGUGAACUUCGAAUUGAUACAGUUCUAUCAGUACAAUCUUUCUCUCAACUGGAAAUGGUAUACAGCAAGAGUGAUAUAUGGAUACGUUCAACAGAAUCUAGCCAAAUCUAAUGAUGAAUGAGCUGUCAGCCUAUUGACUUGCAAUACUCUUUAAAGUUUAGCUAAGGUCUGAAAUCUAUCUUCAAUGCAUGUUCUUAAUGUCUAAGGAAUUAUUUUUUUUUGUCUCUACCCAUAUGCAAAAUAUAUAUGAUUUAAGCCUUUACACGAGAGAUUGGCAUCUAAUUAGCAAUUAUGAUUCACUCCCAAAAAUCACAUAUUGGGAAUAAAAUAAAGAAAAAUAUACAAAAUCUCUUUCUAACAAGGUAUAUAUUUAACUAUGCCUAGAAGGAAUCUCUCUCUCUCUCUCUCUCUCUCUCUCUCUCUCUCUCUCUCUCUCUCUCUCUCUCUCUCUCUCAAAAGGCCGCCUGGUUAGUCCCCCGACUUUUGUUUAGUGUUAUGAAUACCCUGACACAUCCCACGAUCUGCAGAUCUUGACUCUAACAGUUGUACUUGUUACUCAAAAUCGAUAUCUAUGAGACAAAGAAGCAAAAACGCUGAAGAAACAGAAGUCGAAACAUUAACCCUCUCUCUCUUUCUCUCUCUCUCAACAAUUAGAUCCUAAGAUAAACAAAACAAAAACUAAUGUAAUUUAACUCGAGAGCAAUAAAAUCAUGUUGCAUCUGCAUACGGAAUUAUUCUAAACUAAUGCAAAUUACACUUUCUGUUCUUAUUCUACUAAUUUUUUGUGUGACUUUCAUAAAAUAGAACUCCUCACUCGAGUGGCAGCGAACACCAAAGAUUAAAAUAAGCUGUAGGUUUGGUAGGCAGCUUUGUCCAAUGUGCUUGAAUUAUUCAGACUUGGGUAAAAACACAACACUCCACUAAUUCCUCUACUACUACUACUACUACUAAUGCUAAGAAAAUCACAAUAUCAUGAUAAAUAUUCACGUAACAAAAUUCCACAAUUAUAUAAAUGUUCCCAUAGUUUUCGCACUGUCAAAUGAACGAAUUCCUGUUUGAAAUUUAAAAGCUUUCUCGUCACGAAACAAUGCUUUCGUAACUCCUGCUUUUCAUCGCACAAUAUCUGUGUGUUAGCACAACCUCUUCUUCUUCCUCUCCUUAAACUUCAGUAGGAUAUUCAUUCUCCAUUUUAUGGACAGCUGAUACAAAUGGGAAUGAACAGCUUUAACCAAACUCCCGUCUUUCGAGACUUCGAGACAACACAAGGGGUUGUACCGUAAUGCAUUCCACUCUUUUGCCAACUAAACAAGGUGUGAUCCGACCUCCAACUUACUCGGGACACUUGCAAGAUUUUCCCCUCACACAUAAGUUGUAAACAUUAUACUCCUAACUUUUAACGUAAAUUAAAACAUGCUAAAAUCUAUGGUAAAAUGGACCCUUGUUUCACCAAUGAAAAUUAAAAUAAAUACAAUAUAGUUUAUUAGAAAUUAUUUUUCUGCACUGUUUGACAUGCGCAGUAUUUAUUUUUUUACAUUUUCACUCUAAUAAAUAAAUCAUAAAUAUCCUAUCCUAAAAUUCCUGCAUCAUUAACUCAACGAGAAACACCUUUUCCAGACCUUUUUAGGCUCUUCCGUAGACCUUUCCUAACACGCCCCCGCCAACAACAACAACAGCAAAGUAGUUUGUAGGCUUUACUCCCUGAGUAAGCGAUAAAAAGCACAGCAUGGCACAGAGAUGUUUACUGCGCGAAAGCCAUAAUAUGCUUUCCCCUACACUUGGAAUCCGUUCAUCGCCCUAGCAAAAGCAAAGAACGAUACGACGAUUUGGUUUUUUGUAACAAAAAAAAAAUAAGAUAUAAUAAUUUGAUAAAAACUCUUGUAAAAGUUUCAAGAUCAUUUGGAAAGAAAAGAUCAACGAAGAGCCGCAGCUUUUGUACAACUUUGAACGCAUUCCUGAUUUCUUUUUGUUUAUUUAUUUUUUAUCUUUUUUUUUUACCUUAAGUUGAAUUGAAUGAAUGGCUGAAAAAUAAAAAAAAAUGAAUUCGAUUAAUCCUAAUGUCUGUUUGAUAACUCAUUAACCAAUCUUCCAGCAAUAAUAACGUAAUGUCACCAAAAAUGUAUAUUAUACUAAUAAUGAUCUUAAGGGUUUGUGAUACACUCAUUUGUCAUUAGAUUUUUGUUAGAUUUUGGCUUGCUCGAGUUUUCUCUGUUUCGGAGAGGAAUCUGAACAAAUAAAUGUGGGAUAAUGAAGACACCACACUAAAAGUAAACAAUGAUAAAAUGGACAGUCUGCGCCAAAUCAAGAACAAAUGGACAUUCCCCGUGCUCAAUCAUGCUCUAUCACAAGCGGUUCAUGUGAUUGAUUCGCUUUGUCAGUGACAGCGUGAAUUUGUGUAUAUAUAUUUGUUGUAGCUAACUGAUCUUACUUCAGUAUCUUUCAAGAUCACACUCACCCGGGAACGCUGAGCUGCUCUUAUUUAUUGCUGACGUCAUCAAUUAAGUUGAGGUCUUUUCAACUUGUCUUAGUCUAUCUAAUUUAAAAUUUUUGUCUAAUUUAACCUUUUUUUUUAAAACGUAACUGGGCUGUUGUUACUUAAUCCUCUUCGGCGUUCCUGUCAUUAAUGAUCUGCUAUUGAAAUUACUAGUAAGUUAUUAACAGCUUGAAGUUCUCAAAUUGAUGCCGAUUGUGUGAUAGACCUAUACAGGCAGUCCCCAGUUAAUGGCUGUCUCAGUUUACAGCGUUCCAACUUUACGACGCUUGGCUCAAGGCACCGUUAACCUUGUAUUUCAGUGCCAUUACCCAGUUUACAGUGUCAUUACCCAGUUUACAGCGCCGUAACCCAGUUUUAUGGCAUGUAACAGUGUCGUAAACGCUAUUUAUUCCCAUUAUAUUACAGCAAUUUUCGGUUUACGGUGCACUGCUAGGAACGGAACUUUCGCCUUAAACUGGGGACUGCCUGCACGGCCAUUCGACAAUCGGACGAUCUUUGUGACCCGAUCACGAGUAUUUAGAUUAUUCAGGUCGUGGCAAACGAGAGCUUUCUAAUGAUGCUGCUGUUAUCAAGAUAUUCUAGGUUUAGAUAUCAUAUAUCUGUUAAAUUGCCCAGACAUAUUCCUAGGAAUUUUCAUUGGAGCCUUUUUUUACGUAAGUGAUGUCUGGCAGCCCUGUUUGACCACGACUCGUUCUGGAUAUGAAACGAGUCUAGCGAAGUCUUCCAUACGGAGUGCUCUAGGAGCAAGAGCCCGUGCUGGCUCAAGGCCAGAGGACUAUGCCAACGACAACAAAUAAAGCGAUCCGCGAAAGAUGCCAGAACAUCACUGACAGGCUUAUAUACUGUUAAGUCUCGUGCCAUCUCCACUCGUGGUCAUAUUUCCGUUGCUCUGAAAUAGGUGUAUCUUACACUCUGUUCAACUUCUCUAACAUUCCUUAUUAUAAGACUUUGUGGUUUACUUGGUCUAUUGCUGACUAUGUAUGUGGCCCACAAAAUAUAUGCUAGUAAAUGUCCGUGGCUUGCGUUUACAUUGACUCCACUUGCUACGAUGUUGUGGGCAUCUUGGAGCGCUGUUAUAUAAUUUCCCACUCCAUUUCUUUCAUCUCUUUCUAUUCCGUCAGGUAGCUACUAAUGCAACUUCUUUCUACUACUACAAGUCUCCCUUUGCUUAAAAUGCAGUCUAUAUUUCUCUCUAGUGACCCUGUUAAGUAUUUUGACAGCAGGAUUUGAUUUCAAAAUUCUUUUGAACAUUCCACGAGUGGUCAUGGCACCUUAGAAUUAAGAUAAUACUUUAUACUGUACUAUGUGUGUUUGGGUUACCUUAGGCUCAAGCGAGUUUUGCAAUGUUGUUGCCAAUGAAAUCGAAGUGUCUUUGUAUUUAUAUUUUCCGCUGAAGAGCGACUUUUCUUCUUGAUUGCCUGUAAGGACCCUGAAUGUCGCGUUUUGUACAUUGCGUUUGUAAAUUCCGUCAGAUCUGUACUGGAACUUGCUACAUUUUACCACUUAGAAUCGUGAUUUUCCCUUCUAGCUGAAAAAAACCACAGAAUUCGGUCGAUUCUGCUGGAUAAAUUCUACCCUGGUUGUAUGUUUUUUGUGUGUUAAUUUUAUUGCUUUUAAUUUCUAUAUUGAAUUUAUGUUAUUUGUUUAAUAAAUACUUUAAGCAUU